AUGGGCAUGUUUCAGAUCAUACAGUUCCUCCCCGUCCUUUUCGUCCCCCUCUGCGAGGGCGCCAACAUCCUCGUGAUGACGAACGUAACGCAUGCCUUGAAGCAGAACUUCCAGCUUAGCAGCUGGCAGGCCGGGAGUCUCGAUGCUUUCUCCUUCUUGGGGCUUGCGCUCGGCCACUACGUCGCGGGCUUUCUUGCAGAUCUGCGCGGUCGACGCCUCCCCAUGGUUCUCUCUUUCCUUGGCAUGACCCUGGGUAGCGUGCUGAUGACCCUGGCCACGGGCUACGAGGCAAUGGUGAUGCUGCGGCUGCUGCACGGCCUUUGCUGUGGACUCGGGGUUCCACCGGCCGCGUCGAUGAUCGCUGAGACCGUGCCAAGCGCCUGGCGCCGGUUUGUCUUCGUCCUCUUUUGGAGCUCCACGGCCCUUGGAGAGACCUACGCCUGCUGCCGUUCUUUGGACUUCUUUGCCGGCAUUCUUGAUGUUGCCGCGCAGCCGCAACUGAUGCAGAUCCUGUCGGUAGCCACGCUGCAGGACUCCCCGCACUGGCUGGCCGUCCACGGCCGCCUCAUCGAGGCGAGGAUCGUCUUGGACCGCAUGGCCAAAAUGAACAAGAAGGAAGAGGUGCUCAAGAAGCUGGGGCCAGCUCCAGUCCACGACUUCUCGAACCUGUACGGCGUCAUCACGGCCCGCGCAGGCCACGGCCCCUCGCCACAGGCGCUGUAUCAACGCCUGGUGCAGCCGGAGACGCUGAAGCUAGUGUGUCUCUUCUCCGUCCUCGCAAGUGUUGGGAACAUCGAGACAUUUGGAAUGAGCAACGUCUGGCCAGAGAUGCUGCGAGAGGAAGCUGCAGACGAACACCUGCACGGUCAUGUCUCGAAGGUUACACCACCGGCACAGAAGCUUGCACUCAUCGUCUCCAUCGGCAUUCCAGUGGGAAUGGCUUCUGCUUUACUCUCGUUUUCCGAGACGGCAUCUCAUCGCGUGUACAUCGUCCUAGCGGGCCUCAUGGGAUGCGCGGGCAUUUUGUGCGCUUCGUUCCUGCAGCAUCUGCAGCGCGCUGCUUUCCUUAUGGCCGCGAUUCUUGUCACUCACAUGUCUGGAACCCUUCAGUAUGCGGUGGCGAUGAUCUUCUGUGAGGAGUCCUUUCCCACCGACAUCAGGGCAUCCGCCACAGGCAUCGUGAUCUUCUGGGGCACGCUCUGGUCGGUGUUCUCUCCCCUGCUACUGACAGCGGUCGGCGAGCCGGGAUUCCUGGCACUUGCGGCCGCGGCGUUUCUGGUUUCUGCGGUCUGCGUCCUGCCACUCCAGGAGACCCAUCGCGCGGAGCUGAAGGACUUCGUGGAGGAAGAAGGCGAGAACUUCGAGGAGGGAGAGGCCGAGGCGGCCGAGGCGGCCGAGGAGGAGAGCGAGCUGUCGGAAGGAGAAACGGACACGGUCGGAGGUGCAACGACUGUGAGUUCCCAAGAGCCAACGUCGGUGGCCUUUGCCGACGGCACCCUCGGUGCUGCGUUGGAGUUGAAGUUGGUGUUCUUCCUUUUGGGGGCCGUGCCUGGGGUGUCGUUUACCGCCUUCUACUCCUCGAUGGGCUUCUUGAUCGACCGCUGCAGGGAUCGCAGCUUCUUCGCACAGGAGAUGUUGGUGGGAAACGGAGCCGUGGUGCUGGGUUUGCUGCUUUGGACACGGCUCUCAGCUUCCAUCUUCACUCGCUUGGUCUUGGGCACCUUCUCCUUGUUCCUGGUCGACCUCCUGAUGGCCUUUCCCGAGCACGAAAACGUCAUGUUGGCCUUGGGCUUCCUUCAAGGCUUGUUGAACGUCACGGUCCUCAGCACCAUCUUGUCUUUGGCAUCCGAGCUCUGUGACAACUGUCGCUCCUGGGUACAGUUGGGCUUUGCGACCGGUGCACUUCUGCCGGUCUUGGCGGUUCCCUGCACGGGCUUCGGGCCAAAGUCUCCUUUGUCUGUGCGGCUGACAUAUUAUCUUCUGCCCGCACUGUUCUGCCUGCUGGCCACCAUGAUUUAUGGAGGUGUCUACCAUCGGAAAGUGACAGAAGUGAACAGGAUGGGACGGAGAGUGAAGGGCAACUUGGCCGACCUCGUCAUGGCCUAUGCAAAGACAAAUUUCCCUUCCUCGGCCGCGGCCCCGGCUUUGGCUUUCGGCGGUCUCGACGGCAUGGCCCUUCUCCUCAUUUUGGGCUAUCAGUUCGCUGCGUACUUCUUUGCUGGAGUGUUCCCAUUCUAUGGGGAUGCUGCAGCAGCAUUGAUGCUGUACCUUUACAUGAUUGCGGGGGACAUGAUGGGGAACUUGGCAGCUUUUGCGUGGGCGGCCGUUAUGGACUUGCCGAGUCUCGGGCGUGCCUUGAAGGAGAGGGGCCGGGGAAGCACUGGGAGCUUAGCUUCUGCUGCGGCCGCGACGUGCUAUGGAGCCUUGCUGCUCCUGCUGCUGAUCGCUGGCCUUACUGCGGGCCUGGGUUCCUGGGGUGCGGCGGUUCAGGCCGCCAAAGACGAGACCGAUACAAAAGCUCCCGUGCCGACGCAGCUCUGCUUUGUGACGUUCUUCUUCGGUGCUUUUGCAAAGGGCGGGCUCGAUGAGCUCCGACUCGUGGGAGGAACAUCCAAUCUUGUGCGCUUCGCUCGGCUUUUCGGCAGCUUGCUGGGCCUCCUUGCGGCACUCCUCUGCUGCCUGAGCCGCGACUUCUCCCAAGAGAUCUCGCCCAAGGACCGCGACAGAACGGAAGCACAGAGCUUUCUAGACCUUGACGUUCUCUCCUUAUCACAGUCACGCUCCUUUCGAUUUUUGAUGCCGCUGCAAGUUCAGGUGACUCAUGCUGGGAGCUUCGGACUACAAAGGGAAUUCUAG
This is a messenger RNA of Symbiodinium necroappetens, 2856 nucleotides long. Lineage: Eukaryota; Dinophyceae; Suessiales; Symbiodiniaceae. The record is from the annotation of a GenBank genome assembly.